Babesia microti strain RI is the source of this 2433-nucleotide messenger RNA. RefSeq names its product Calcineurin-like phosphoesterase. Lineage: Eukaryota; Apicomplexa; Aconoidasida; Piroplasmida; Babesiidae. The transcript has 13 exons. Gene Ontology annotation, molecular function: phosphoprotein phosphatase activity; protein binding. The record is from RefSeq and is a predicted model, not a curated record. Gene Ontology annotation, biological process: brassinosteroid mediated signaling pathway. The coding region runs from base 1 to 2433 and encodes 810 amino acids.
AUGAUCGACAAGAGUGCUGUGGCCAUUGCCACACAAUAUAGUUGUGCUGAGAUGGAUAUUCUGCCCUUGGGCAAACCUUCCCAGCAGGGCCAUGUACCUUCACCCAGAUUUGGGCACACUUUUACUAGCGUCGGCGGGGGAAAAUUGCUUUUGUUUGGUGGUGCAAUUGGGGACACUGGGCGUUACAUAAUUACUAACGAAACAUACAUUUAUGACACUAAUAUUUGCACUUGGACUAAACUUGUAUCAGAGAAUCCGCCAUCAGCCCGCGCUGCUCAUGCCGCGGCGUGCGUUGACACUAAACAGCUAGUUAUUUACGGAGGAGCCACCGGGGGCGGUUCAUUAUCAUCUGAUGAGCUAUACCUGUUGGAUCUGAGCAAAGACCCUACCAAUGCGCAAUGGAUGGUCGUCCCUAUUACAGGUGGGACACCUGGGAGGAGAUAUGGCCAUGUACUGGUGUAUAUUAGACCAAAUAUUAUACUUUUUGGCGGUAAUGAUGGACAAAAGAAUACCAACGACGUGUGGUUUAUGGAUGUGGAGAGGUCACCCUUCACUUGGAUUCAAGUAAACCUCGAACCCGGGGCAAAGAGGCCCGAGAAGAGAGUUUAUCACUCUGCAGAUGUAUGCCGAUUAGGCCCCGCCAUGGGGAUGAUGGUGAUUUUUGGCGGACGAUCCAGUGAUAGCAAAUCAUUAAAUGACAUAUGGGGACUUAGGCAGCAUAGGAAUGGCAAAUGGGAUUGGGUUGAGGGACCUUCAAGAAGCGGAUACAUACCCGAUGCCAGAUACCAGCAUUCUGCCAUUUUCAUUGGCACCAAUAUGGUCAUAAUAGGGGGAAGAAAUGAUAAUGACUGCACAUUAGUCCUACCAUGCGCCGUUUACGAUACUGAGACUAUUGAUUGGAAGAAAUUAUCUCCAAUUUACAGAUUCCGCCACGGAGCAUGUUUGUAUAAGUCUAUAGUAUACAUAUUUGGCGGUUUCACUAAUCAGACUCAGCAAAGGCCAAUUGGCGAGCUUACGGCCUUAGAUUGCUCCUUCACCUACAAGGUGGACCUAGAACAAUCUAGUCCUACGUUGGAUCAAGUAGUUAGGUCCACAAUGGCCAUAUCCAUUAAACCAAAAGACGCUCCCACAAUUAAUGUUGUGGCAGACGAUAAAAAAUCGGACAUAAAACUGGCAUCGCAUGCUCACGCUGUUAAGGAGUCGGAAUUUGACUUUUCCAAGAUGGUUCGCAAGAUUUCAAUCGACCGACUUGAGGAUGAGGGGAGGAAGAUCGACAAGCUGUUGGCCAAUAAGCUUAUGACCAAGGCCCCUGUGCUAACCAACUCGGUUUACGAUUAUGUACUACAAACUCUGCUAAAGCCGAACGUUACGAUGGAGGAUAUGAAGAGCAUUCACGAUAGAGAUACAAUGUUCCUCGUUUCUUGGUCAGAUCUCUCAGAGUUGUGCAAAAAAACGCUGCAGUUGGUUCAGAAUGAUCCGAUGGUGUUAGAACUUAGGGCGCCAGUUAAGGUGUACGGAGAUAUUCAUGGCCAAUACUACGACCUAAUGCGCCUUUUCCGCCUAUACAAAUGCCCCGUCGAAGAAGACAUUUCGGAUGUUUUUGGCGGUGUGGGCGACUUGGACUCCAAUGACUAUUUAUUUCUGGGAGACUAUGUGGAUAGGGGCUCUAAUUCUCUAGAAGUUAUAGCACUAUUAUUCGCACUCAAGUGCAAGUAUCCCAAUCAGAUACAUUUGCUUCGUGGCAACCACGAAGAUGCAGCAAUUAAUUCCAUAUACGGCUUUCAAGAUGAGUGUAGGAAGAGAUUGCACGAGGAUCCAAACAAACCAGAUUCUAUAUGGAACAGUAUUAACAGGGUGUUUGAAUGGUUACCUGUUGGAUCUAUAAUUGAUAAUAAGAUUUUAGCCGUGCACGGGGGCAUUGGGAAGAGCAUUAAAUCAGUACAGGAUAUCGCAAACCUUCCCAGGCCCCUGGAAGUAGCAGCCAUUCCCCAAACGGAAAAGGACCAAAUUGUUAUGGAUCUACUCUGGUCCGAUCCUACCGAUUCCGAUAACAUCCUUGGCACCAUGGUGAAUGACGUUAGAGACCCCGAAGGACUAGGAUACAUCGUCAAAUUUGGCCCAGAUAGAGUAGAGGAGUUUCUAAAAGACAAUAACCUCCAAAUGAUAAUCAGGGCACAUGAGUGUGUAAUGGACGGUUUUGAACGUUUUGCCGGGGGCAAACUGAUUACGUUGUUCUCUGCCACAAAUUAUUGUAACCACCAUAAAAACGCUGGCGCACUUUUAUUCGUACGCCGCGAUUUGACCAUAGUGCCAAAGCUAAUAUACCCCCACAACGCCGACGUCAAGGUCAAGGCCUUUGGUGCAUGGGACAUGAGGAUGGCAGAACUGCGCCCUCCCACUCCGCCACGAUCGUAUUUUGUUAAUACCAUCUGA